Messenger RNA from Mizuhopecten yessoensis (Yesso scallop), 4103 nucleotides. RefSeq lists its product as uncharacterized. NCBI's taxonomy places the organism in Eukaryota, Metazoa, Mollusca, Bivalvia, Pectinida, Pectinidae. The record is from RefSeq and is a predicted model, not a curated record. The transcript is spliced from 3 exons. The coding region runs from base 116 to 2419 and encodes 767 amino acids.
CACAAUAUGGCUGCCCAGUGAAACAGGACAGUAUGUAGGCCGAAUGAAAUAUGGAGUUUGGCCGGAUUGUCGAUGUUCUGAUCGUGAGAUUUUGAGCCAGAGAUCUCGCUAAUUCAUGGCGACGCUACUUUGUGACAAUAUGCCUGCAAAAAUAGACAUGGACUGUUGGCAGGCUACGCUGAAAGUUCACGCCUUCCCCCGUAUGGCGUAUUUGUAUGACAAGUUGUACGGGAAAUUAGAUACAUUCAAAAUAUCAUUGCCACUUGAGCCAAAAGAACUCCGGAACAACUUAGCGUCUGUCAUCGACAAUGUUUUCUGUCCAGUAACACUGUAUGUCGUGAAAAAAACAACGGAUGGCAGUUCGAUCGAAGUUCAGGAAUUUCUGUCAAAGCAUUUGUGCGAUGGGGCAGUGGAACCUGAUCGUUGUUCUGUAGACAACAUGUGCUCUAGUAUGAAGGGUAAAAAAACGCCAUCUGUGUUAUUGGCAUUGAUCUCAGGAGACUGUAUGACCGCUGAUUGUGAUGAAGUGGUCCGAAUGCUUAAAGCGCAGUGCCUCGACGAAAGAUCUCUACGGAGAAUGCUGUUCGUUAUUGACGAGAAGGUCACCUCUAGGUCACAGAUGUGCAAUUAUGUAAAUAGUCUGUUGAAGAACAACCCGGAUGUAAGCUAUCCAGAUGAAUGCAAAGGUUCUCGAAUCUUCCAUAGGCAUGACAGAAUGUUACUCAAGGUCAUUUCGCGAUAUCUAGAGGAUCAUGUUGGCAAGAAGAUCAACUACCUUCACUCCUUAUGUACGAUGCCAUUCUUGCAAAAAGAUGAUGAGAACCGCUCAAAAGAAAAGGUUCGGGUGUAUCUUCUUGAUGUGUUUCAGUCUACACAUGAAAAACUCCAUGAUUUGGCAAAACAGGAAAUCGAUCGACAGCUGAAUCUAAGCAAUGAAUGUGAAAAGCAAACUAACAGAUUUCUUGGGAGCAUUCUCCCGCAGUACGGGGUGCUUGUUACAAAACAGGCACUGCAGAGAUAUUGCUCACAAGCAAGUCUUGAAAUAAAUUAUAAACACGUGAGCUAUUUCGUGCAUGAGUACCUAUCAAGCAACUCGUCAAGCAUGUUUAGCGGAAUUGUCACUGGAACGAUCAUGUUCUCGAAAGGAAAUGUUCUUCAGCGUAAACAUUGUGGAAGUCCAAAUGCAAUCGCUAAUCAGAUUAUCCAAAUCGUUGUCGAUGACAGACAAAACAUUUCGACUGCAAUGAGUAACGAAAUUCAACAUGCUACUAGAGCAUUAAUGAGGUAUUUUGAAUUUGCAAAAGUGCAUUUGCAAGAAAUUUACGAACUGUUCAACAACAUUGUCUGUGAGAGGUUCAGUGACGACGUACAAAUCGGCGCCCAAAUCUCUCUCUGUCGGAUACCAGGAUUGAAAUCCUUCGGAUACUGGAAAGGCGACUUUGAAGUGAGCGUUUGCGAAGACAAAUGGAAGGGUAAGAUACCGUUAUUAAUGCAGGAACUUCGUGACGCCAUACGUGGAGACCAAAAUGCAAUAAAUGCAGGAAUUGCCAAAGAAAACAUUCAUUUUCGGGCAUCCGAAAAAAAAUUACAGUUCCAUUUGUAUACCGGGGAGUCUGGCAAGGAAUGCUAUGGAUCUGUUACUCUGUUCGGAAGACGAAUAAGAGACAAGCAUCUGGUCUGCUUCACAUGUAAACAUGUUGUUCCAAGGAAAAAUGUCCAUGUUAAGUUGCUUGACAAUCUUUGUGAUCAUACACAAGAGAACGGUGUACACUGCAAUUGUGUACUUUCCACUGGAGUAUGUAUCCACACUCAUGGCGUCGAAGAUAAGAACCUUCUUGGUGAUGGCUUCGUGGAUAUUUCCUGUGUAAGUGUAAAAGAGCCCUACCCGUUUGAUAUCAGCAUACAAGGACCAACACCCGGUCGAAAUAGGGUCGUAAGCGCUUUCGACAGAAAUUUCUAUCAACGACGCGGGGGUGAGGUUUACAAGAAGGGGAAAGACAACCGCACUGCUUAUGGAAAAUACGUCGACUUCCAGUACCUGACACCUAGAGAGGACGAAGAAGAAGAUAAUGAAAACAACGGGCUUUGGGAUUGCGGCCACGAUCAUAGCGUGUACAUCCCAUUCAGUGAUGGCCCAAGAAAGAUUGACCUCAUUGAAGAAACGGAAAAUUCCGAAGUUUCCUUUGGGGAUAGAGGCCAUAGUGGAGGGUUGGUCUCCUUUGUCAGCUGGAAUGGAAACGCCGAUGUGGUGACACCAGCUUUGGUCUAUGUAGGGAGAUGGCCUGACCGCGACAAGACAUUUAUGUGCUACAGACUUCACGAGGCUCUCGAGUGCCUCACACUAAACAACCGACACGCAGAAUUCUCGCUCAAUUACGAUGACAACAGUUACCAAGACAUUCAUCCAGAAACUGGCUGACGAAACCGGUACGUAUCUGGAUAUUAGGACUGACAUCCAGAUACGCUGAUCCAUCGCACCGAAAUAGCACAUCGGACAAUUGAUAUCUCAAAAUCGUGGAUCUAGCUGACAUCUAUGAAAAGCUUAUCUAAUAGGGUUCUGAUAUCAUGUGUUUACUAGAUAGUUUCGACGACGUUUGACGACAUUCAGUGUUUGCAUGGCUUUAGUUUCAUAUUUUCCAAAAUUUAAUUGACAGUUGGCUGAAAUCAUGUAAAAGAACAAAAAGGAAUUUCAAUUUCAAUGAACAUUUUGAAGUUUGAACUAAUAUUUGAUGCAAGGAAUCGACACUUUGUAUUAUAACAUAAUACCAUGUUGAUAAUGGUAAUAUUCUAUGGCCGAGUAUAAACCAUCAACCAUAUUUAUCAUGGCCAGGCUUUUCCAUCUAACGCGGUUACAUAUGGCGAUAAAAAUAAUUCUGCACGCGAAGACGAUAUCAAGGUUUUCAAACCAGACCGAAGGAAAUUCAUUGGUUGAACAAGUGUCGUCCAGAUAUGCGCAACAGAGGUAAUUGUUUCUUUACACAUGCGCAUUAUAUAUUACAAAAAUGAGUUCAAUCGUUCUCUAGUUAGACCUGGGUCACCUUGACUGAUGAUCAAAUUAGGCCAUUAUCAUCUUUAUGAUUUUGGAAUGCAUACUAAAAGCAACAGUCAUAACAAAUUUCAAUGGUCAUAAGCAUACAACUGUGCAAUGUUCUACAAUCUAGUAACACGAUGCGCUUUUUUAACACUUGAACAAUCGCAAAAGAGUGUACCUGACUUUUCUGCAGAUCAGGCGGUGACUUACCAUUUUCAGUACACUUUGUAAAAUGGAGAUUUGGUUAUGUGAAAUUGAAAUAGCACAUGGUAUAUUUGUGAAUACUUUUAUUGAAAUUCUACGCAGAGUUUCGAGGUGUGCUGGAACGUUACAAUCGGAUCAACUAUAGUUAGUAAUAUUCGGGGACAAUGAACAAAUCAAGAAUAUACCUUCUGUAUCCCACUGCACAUGUAUCGUACAUUUGUAGAAGGAGACUUAUGUUGGACCCUUGCAGAAAAUCUUCCGUGUCUUCUACGAAAGGGGACAUGGAAGCGACCUAAAUUAGUCUACCAACGCUUUUGCAACACCUGGGAUCUGUUUCAUUUCUAAUCUUACCUAUCUCCUUUCUUUCUGUCCUGUCUUUCGGUGACUUCCAAUUACAUUCACACAUGGAUGUUAACAGAUAGAUAGUCCACAGACGUAAGAGUCAAGUAAUGGUGUAUUUCUACAAUGAAAUGUUGAAUGAUCCAGUAGGAUUGUACAAAGGCACUGUACUUUACACUUCUAAUUAUUGAUAUCAGUUAAAUAAGGCACCAGCCUUUCAAGACGGAUGUGUUCGGAUUCCCGACACGAUCGUAUUAUUUCCAGAGACAUUAUUUAUUCUACCUACCAUACACUUUUUUGGGAUGGGUAUUAAGGUAUGAAAUUAGUCUUUCAAAUAGGAUUCAAGGCCAUGCCAUCUGUCAAACUCUUCGGGGUUACUUUAAAAUAAAGUGUGACAGAAAAAUCUUAGAAAGGUAAAAUGGGUGACAAGAUAGUCAAACGUGGGAGCAGAUGCUAUGAUAUAUAUGUUCGAUAAAUGCAAUCAUUCAUCCCUGAAGACACAUUUGAACUCCUCCAAUUCAAAGGUUGG